UCAGGAUAAAUUUGUAAAAACCAAUUGUGGUUGCAAUCUGAGUUGUAUAGUGUUUAUAUGAUGCUGUGGAUAUUGAGACUACAAUACCACCAUUCCCUAGGUGAUAUCAAUGACUCAAGAGGAAUAUGAGUGUCUGGUACGACUACUAACAGUAUCUCCAUCAUAUUACACAUAUCAGCCUCUCUACUGGAGCAUCAGAUCAGCUCCUUAUGACUGGGAGAGCAUUAUGAAGGCAAGAGGCCAGCAGCUGGUGAUUCCAUUUGUAUUUCAAUGGCUCGGUCUUCUCAAGAUUGGUUUAAUUAAAGAAGGACUUUCCACCAUUGAUGACUUUUACAAGAGAAUCAUUGAUGCUUUUGUAGUUCUUAAAGAUAAUAAUCCAAAGAUGACAGAUACUAAAGGUGUCAAGUUUAUUGUACUCACUAAUGCAAGGACUGGGAAUUUCCAAGCAACUUAUUGCAUGGGUUUAGCUACAGUCUACUCAACAAUUUCAAGCAAAACGAACAGGAUUGGUGUUAUGUCAAGAUCCAUUCCCGUUAGUUUUCUGAGUAGAAUUGAGACAAGAUGGGACGCCAUAUUGAAGUCAAUUGAGUCAGAUCAAAAAGGUUUUGCUGGAUCUUUUCAACCUUCUCUUCUAUCAGUGAAACCUUUUGAUUUCAAGAAGAAGGACAUCUCUUCAAUGUUGGAGAAAGCACUAGAACAAGAGCAAGAGGAAAGAAUUGAAUAUUUGGAAGGAACAUCAUCACUUGGUUUUCAAUUGGAAUUAGAGAAAUCUUUUGUGUAUAUUAUACAUCAGUUGCAAGAGAAUGGAACAGAUUAUGAUGAUUACAGUUUGAAAUAUUCUUUAUAUGAAUCAGAAUCAUCAUCAAUUGAACUGAACAAAGACUUCCUACAGAGUAUAGGUGAAUCUAUUGAAGAGUUUAUUGACAGUCAGUGCCAUGAAUUUUUGUUUGAGGAGAAAAAUUAGUAAAAUAA
Molecule: messenger RNA, 972 nt
Organism: Amphimedon queenslandica
Lineage: Eukaryota; Metazoa; Porifera; Demospongiae; Haplosclerida; Niphatidae
Exons: 4
Coding region: 110-964 (284 amino acids)
Source: RefSeq, a predicted model, not a curated record